AUGACCAGAGGUUUGUGGAGACCCAUCACAGCAGGUUUCGGCUUCUCGAACAUUGAGAAUUCCACGGUUUCUGCGUUUCCUGUGUGUUCCGUCGAGCGGACAUUCUCGACGGUGGCGAAAACGGACUCUACAUUUCAUUUGAUUUCUGUUGAUGACCAUUCCAACGGUACCGCCGGCAUGCUGUUCCUCGAGCGAUGUGGGCGGCGAAAUUCGGACCCUGCAACCUCCUCGUGGUGCCGCCUGGGAACCUGUCCUUUCCAGUGA
This is a messenger RNA of Colletotrichum abscissum, 264 nucleotides long. RefSeq lists its product as uncharacterized. Bases 1 to 264 code for a protein of 87 amino acids. The record is from RefSeq and is a predicted model, not a curated record. The transcript is spliced from 2 exons. NCBI's taxonomy places the organism in Eukaryota, Fungi, Ascomycota, Sordariomycetes, Glomerellales, Glomerellaceae.